AUGGUAACGACGGUGUCCGCUCAAAAUUCCAAUGAGACCAGGGAGGGUGAAUAUGGUGGACCACAAAGAACGGGCGAAAACAUACCCCUGUCACCGUCGUCGAUAAAUAACACGUCUAAUAAUAAUAUUACAAGAGGUAAUGAUUACCCAUUAGACGCUGCUAGUUAUUUAACGGCAAUAACCUUGAUAACAACGGGCGUUGUGAGUUUGUUUCGAGGAAAUAAAUAUCGGUGGCUGUCAAUAUUUCUGGCGGCAUUCUACGCAACGUCUAUAGGAUUAAUGUUAUUUAUACUGAAAUAUCAGAAUGUGAUUAAUCCAUCUUCUUCCGCUCGUUUUGUUUACUUCAUAAUAUGUGUCGGAUCUGGAUCCGCAGCUGGCUUGUUUUUUGUGUGCAUGUGGCCGACCGGAAAAAUCAUUGUGGGCUCACUUGGCGGUUUCUCGCUGGCGAUGAUUUGCCUUUUGACCAGAAACAACGGGUUGAUUCCGAAUCAGAUUUUUCGAUGGGUGUUUAUGGGUGUGUGCACAUUAAUCAUGGGAUCACUAGCCAGCAUUCAAAAGAUUUAUAAUCGCGUGGCCAUCUUUGCCACGGUAGCAACCGGAUGCUAUUCCUUAAUUCUUGGGACUGAUAUCUUUGCGCGUGCCGGAAUAUUGGCCUCUUUCAAGACUUUUUGGGGAUUUAUACAGCCCGAGAAUUACCAGUAUGUGGUUGAUACAAACGUUAUAAUCAUUCUGUCAUCCAUCGCCUUGGUUGGCGGAAUUUUUGGAAUUGGUUUUCAAUUCUUGGAAUUUUGGAUAAAACAGAAGAGAGAGAAAUCGGCUGUGGCAGAUGAUACAGAAAACAUUUCUGACAAUCAAAGUCGGAUGGAAAAAAACUUUACUCAGAGGUUGAAGAACUAUUUCUUUGCCAUAAAAGAUUUCUAG
This is a messenger RNA of Acaulospora morrowiae, 921 nucleotides long. Lineage: Eukaryota; Fungi; Glomeromycota; Glomeromycetes; Diversisporales; Acaulosporaceae. The record is from the annotation of a GenBank genome assembly.